GCGACGAGCAGCAUCUCCCUUGCUCUCUCACUGCGAAUGGAGUCUUUUGCCAACACUGCUGGCUCCGCCUCCGCGCCACCCAAAGAGCGGCCGCGGCCGCACGUCGUGCUUCUCCCCAGCCCCGGCGCCGGCCACCUCAUUCCAAUGGCCGAGCUGGCGCGGCGCCUCGUGGAGCUCCAUGGCUUCGCGGCCACAAUCGUCACCUUCACCAACCUCUCCGGCCCAGGAGACGCACAUCAGCUUCCCCCGUGCCUCCACGCCUCUGUCGCCGUUGCCGCGCUCCCCGCCGUCCAGAUGGACGACCUCCCCGCCAACGUCCACGACGGCAGAGUCCUCGCGGAGCUCGUCCGCCGCUCCCUCCCCAACAUCCGCGCCCUCCUUCGCUCCAUCAACUGCACCACCUUGCUCGCCGCGGUCGUGCCGGACUUCCUCUGCUCCAUGGCGCUGCCCGUCACUGCCGAGCUCGGCGUCCCCGGAUACCUCUUCUUCCCCAGCAACCUGGCCAUGGUCGCCCUCACGCGCCACAUCGUCGAGCUCCACGAGGGCGCCGCUCCCGGCGACUACCGCGACGUCGCGGUGCCUCUCGAGCUUCCCGGCGGCGUGUCGCUCUGCAGCGCCGACAUCCCGGACGCGUUCCGCGGCAGUUUCGCGAACCCGCGUUACGCGAAGCUUGUCGAGCUGGUCCGGAGCUAUCGCCUCGCCGAUGGCAUGCUGGUGAACACGUUCUACGACAUGGAACCUGCCACCGCGGAGGCGUUCGAGCGGCUGGCGGCGGAGCAAGCCGCUGGCGCGUCAGCGUUUUCGUACCCGCCGGUGUUCCCGGUGGGGCCGUUCGUCCGGCCGACAGAUCCCGACGAGGCCGCUGCCGGCGCGUCGACGCCAUGCUUGGAGUGGCUCGAUCGUCAGCCGGUCGGUUCUGUGGUGUACGUCGCCUUCGGGAGCGGCGGAGCACUUUCUGUGGAGCAGACGGCCGAGCUCGCGGCCGGGCUGGAGGCGAGCGGCCAAAGGUUCCUCUGGGUCGUGCGGAUGCCAAGCACCGACGGCGGCUCCGACGAGGACGAUCCAUUGGCGUGGCUCCCUGAGGGCUUCUUGGAGAGGACGAGGGGCAGGGGCUUGGCCGUGGCGGCGUGGGCGCCUCAGGUGCGCGUGCUGUCCCACCCCGCGACCGCCGUCUUCGUGUCGCACUGCGGGUGGAACUCGACGCUGGAGAGCGUGGGGUGCGGCGUGCCCAUGCUCGCGUGGCCGCUGUACGCAGAGCAGAGGAUGAACGCCGUUAUUCUGGAAGAGAAGCUUGGGGUGGCACUGCGAGUGGCGCCGGCGGUCGGGGGCUUGGUGACCCGCCACGAGAUCGCCAAAGCUGUGAAGGAGGUCGUGGAGGGCGACCAGAAGCUGCGGCGCCGGGCCGAGGACCUGCAGAAAGCGGCAGCACGUGCGUGGUCACCGGAGGGACCGUCGCGCCGUGCGCUCGAGGAGGUCGCCGUCAAGUGGAAGGCGGCGCUUGGUAGAGAAAGCAACACAUGAUCCUCCCAAAGUGCUCUCAUCGUACUUCACUUUGCUGUUACUUUCAUUGCAGUACACAUACUACGUGAGUUUACAAAAGUUUUAUGGACAUAUGGAUUUUGAUUGAAGAUUACAAGGAUAAAGGCCCCAUCGUUUGAAAAUCAGGAAGAAAGUUAGUUAGAAAAGAAAAUCCUAUUCGAUGUACUCCUUCCAUCCAUAUAUGUAGGACCUAAUGUAUUUUUUAAAACUGCGUUUGAUUAUUAAUAAGAUUAAUAUUAUAUAA
Hordeum vulgare subsp. vulgare (domesticated barley) is the source of this 1783-nucleotide messenger RNA. Its product is annotated as hydroquinone glucosyltransferase-like. The record is from RefSeq and is a predicted model, not a curated record. NCBI's taxonomy places the organism in Eukaryota, Viridiplantae, Streptophyta, Magnoliopsida, Poales, Poaceae. Gene Ontology annotation, molecular function: UDP-glycosyltransferase activity. The transcript has a single exon. Bases 37 to 1521 code for a protein of 494 amino acids.